Messenger RNA from Hypanus sabinus (Atlantic stingray), 4123 nucleotides. RefSeq names its product syntaxin 12 (gene stx12). Gene Ontology annotation, cellular component: endomembrane system; synaptic vesicle membrane; SNARE complex. The transcript is spliced from 11 exons. The record is from RefSeq and is a predicted model, not a curated record. Gene Ontology annotation, molecular function: SNARE binding; SNAP receptor activity. Lineage: Eukaryota; Metazoa; Chordata; Chondrichthyes; Myliobatiformes; Dasyatidae. Gene Ontology annotation, biological process: vesicle fusion; vesicle-mediated transport; intracellular protein transport. Bases 313 to 1134 code for a protein of 273 amino acids.
ACGGGGCGGGACCUCGUCGGGUACGUGAUAUCACGUGAGCCGGCGGGCCCUCGGUUGGAAGCGACGGCGGCCGGUCGUUGGGAGGGACCGUCUCUGGACAGGCAAUGUCUUGUUGAGUUUCAAGCCAAGACCCCUCAUCGGAAAUGGGAAGAAAGAAGAACAGGAAUUCCAGCUUCCAUUGAUGCUGCUUGACCUGCUGAGUUCCUGCAGUGUCCUGCUCCAGAUUCCCAACAUCUGCAAACUCUUGCAUCUAUAAGGAACGGGAUUGUGAUCGCUCUUUGUGCUGGGUCAUUGCCAACCCCUCACGCAGCCAUGUCGUACGGAAGAAUUGAAGACAGCCGCUUUAGCUACCACUCACAGCCGCAGGACUUUAAUACACUCAUUCAAACAUGCAGUACCAACAUCCAAAAGAUUACACAGAAUACUGCACAGAUUAAUACAUUGGUGCAACAACUGGGAACACAACAAGAUACAAGUGAACUUCAGGACAGACUGCAGCGUCUGCAACACUACACAAACCAGGUAGCAAAGGAAACCAAUAAUCAUCUGAAGGAGCUCGGAUCCCUACCUUUAACAUAUACUGAGCAGCGCCAGCAGAGAAUACAGAAGGAGCGUCUCAUGAACGAAUUUUCUGCGGCCUUGAACAACUUUCAAGCAGCGCAGCGAAACGCUGCAGAGAAAGAGAAAGAAUCUGUAGCAAGGGCAAGAGCAGCGUCGCGCCUCUCAAGUGGCCUCAGUGAUGAUGAACAUAAAGAAGAGCAACUUGUGUCAUUUGAAGGUAACGAAGACUGGAAUCGGAUACAAGCUCAGUCUGAAGACGCGAUAACAGAAGAAGACUUGCAACUGAUUAAGGAACGAGAAACUGCAAUCCGGCAACUUGAGGCCAACAUCUUAGAUGUCAACCAGAUCUUCAAAGACUUGGCAAUAAUGAUCCACGAUCAAGGAGAUAUGAUUGAUAGCAUAGAAGCAAAUGUGGAAAGUGCUGAAGUACAUGUUGAGCAAGGGGCUCACCAAUUGCAAAGGGCAGCAUAUUAUCAGAAAAAAUCCCGCAAGAAGAUAUUCAUUCUGAUUGUAGUCCUCGCAGUUGUUGCUGUCAUUUUAGGCCUUAUUAUCUGGUGGGCAUCCAGAAAAUGAACUUGCUGCUUCUCUACACAACAAACUGUACAGAAAACUGAUGUCAGUGGGAAAAUCUACUGGCUAUACUGUAAUUUGAAUUGCAGAGAAUUUCAUGGAUUGUGACCAAGCGCCAAGAAAUUGGUUAUUUGUGAAUAUAUGUAAAGUCAGUAAGAUUUAGCCUUCUGUAUGUGCACUGUAAAUUAUAUGUAAUCGUCUUGAGUUUUACCAGCAUAUUUUCAUUCCUUUAUCAAGUAGAUUUUCUAACAGCAUGCAAAUGGUCCAGGGUUCAGAAUCACCUGGCCAGUUUUUCCAUCUGGGGGAGUCCCACAUGACGAUGAUCCUGAACAUUGUCCGCCCAAUCUACUGUCGUCGUGAUUUGUUUAAACAUAGUCCUAGAUCUUUUUAAAGCUGAGUCAAACAUUGAUUUUUUGCAGUGGAAUAGAACUCUUUAAAUUCUGUCGUGGUGAAACCGCAUAAUGAGGUGGGUUUGGAGGCAUAUAAUAGCGAGCAGCAAUAGUUCAUAAGCAAAUGUCACUGUACCCAAAUCACUACUUUCAAGUAGAUACUACAAUACCUUUUUUGCAUUAAUACUUUUAUUAAUGGAAACAUUUUAAAAUCUUCCACUUGUGGUCUUGAUUUCCCAAAGCUUUCAUUUUCUUUUGUUUCAGUAUUCUUUCAGAGAUUGGUAUUCCAAGUCAAAGCAAGGGUUUAAUUACUCAAAACCUGUGAAGCUUAUCUGAUUCCUGUACCAACUAAGUGUCUGUCCUAGAACUUUUUUUUUUCUCUCUAGGAGUUCUGCAUAGAGUACAAAUUAAUGCUGAAAGAAAAUCACUAGAAAAUAUUAUGACAUUUCCAAUUAUUGGGAUACAGCAAUUAUAUUUUUGUAUGUGGGAGUGAUGAAAUCAAAUCUGCCCUGAAAUUAUUUUCCCACUUUUAAAAACCCCCUUAAGUGUUUAUAUUACAUGCUGAAACAAACUAUACUUAUAAUUGCUUGCCUCCAAGUCUUUUCCUUUCCGAUUAGAAUGUUGGAGUGCAUUGAGUGAUGGUCAUCAGAGCUUUCUAAGGACUAGAAGUGUGCGGUGGUUAGGUAUUCCAUGGUACUUGCACUACAUGGAUACUGUAAAACUUGGCCGUGCAGUCUAGAGCCUUAUGUGGAUUCGAACUCUUCUCAGCAUUCUCAGUGAGGUUUCUUCUGCUGUUAGCCAGACCUGAACAAAAUGUUGCAUGAGGUUUGUGGGAAUGGGGCAAUAUUACACACAGAAUAUUAAUUGUUCUGCAUCUUUAUUAGGUGAAAGAUGAGUGAAGGAAGCAGCACAUCUCUAGAAAAUAAAGGAACAUUGAAAGUUCAGUGUUGUAGUUUUAGGAGGUUUGAUUUAACCUAAUCAUGCACAGUUCAGUGUUUUUAAAAAAAAUAUUCACAGUACUAUGAUUUACUGUGGAUUUAGCUUUUCUCCCCCUCAAUAAAUUUCCACAGAUAGGAUGUACUCUUAAUAUAUUUUGUACCCAUUGGUUUUGCAGAGCUGAGUAGAAAGCUGCUAGUCCUGGGCUUUAAAACUUCUGCUGUGUGGGUGUGCUCAGUAUGAAUUUGAAUCUCUUUACUCAGUCAUUCCACUUCCUGCAUUGUACAUUUUAUCAUAUUAUACUUGAAAAAAAUGGCACUUUUGAUUAUGACAUUUUCUGAAUAAAUGUAAACUAAUGUGAUUUUUUUUUGGUCAGCAAUAUAUAUAGGAGGCUUGAGAAUAAAGGUGUACUUAUACCACAGAUACUAGUCAUGUUGUAUUGGGUUUGUGGAUUCAAACUCUUCCCAGCAUUCUUGCUAUUUUUUUUCUUCCUGUUCUCAGCCAGACUUGUUUCUUUCCCUUGGUAGGAUUAAGAUGCUUCAUUAGCAAUGAUUUAGUCUUAGCAGUGGUCAGAGAUUUCCUUUUUGUCUGUUGCAUGUUAACAGCCAGACUCCCACUGCUCCACUUUGUCACAUGAACAAGGGUUCCAAUGCAGCAUCACCUGUUCUAAAAAAAGACUGAAGAAACCUUGAAUAGAUGACAAAUACUUUAGGAACCAGGAGAGAAUGAGAGUUGUAAAAUCCUUGAAGGGUAGUCUAUAAGUUGUGGAAUGAGUUCAAGAGUUGAGAUGAGCAAAGUUACCCACACUGGUUCAACUGCUUGAUGGUUAAAGGGAUAAUAACAGUUCCUGAACCUGGUAGUGUGGGACCUAAGGCUCCUGAUGGCAGCAGCAAGAAGAAAGUGGCCUGGAUGGCUGGAGAAGAUGCUGCCAGUGAACAACGUGACCGAGGGCAGCAUCCUCCAGACCACUCACGAACUACUUUCACCUUUACAACUUUCUUUCAAGUGUAGUUCUGCUACUGUUGGAGCCUAUGAUCUACGUUUUGGCGGUGUGUUUUCUGGCCGAUUGAGCCAUCUGGCGCUUUGCUGUCUCGCAGAGGCUGUUCCAUGAUGCAUGCAGCCUCGGGGCCAAGAAGCACGGAGAUGGGGUGUACUGGUAGACUCCAUUUCUCACCGAUUAAAGCACCGAGGAAGACUGAAAUGAUCGAGGUGAGUGGAUGGUGAGUCGGUGUUCAGCGGUAUCUUCCAGCCUCUCACCCACUGCCGUCAGAGUCUCUCCCUCGAUGGUGCUGGAGUCCUGGAUCUUGGGCAAAGUUUAACCAACACGGUUUGUGGAUUGGACGUUAUGAUAUACUUCUAGUUUGCAGUCGCUAUUUUUUUGUUGCUGUUUUGGGGGAUUUUGAUCAGGGCAGGCUGCAGAUACUAAACGACGCAUCCCUAGAACUAGAACUGAGCUGAAUGGAAUGUGCCUGGAAUUGCAGUUUUGUUUGAUGUCCUAUGCCGUUUGUUCGUUUUUAUUGCUGUUUGCUCAAUUUGUUUUUGUGUGUGGGGGAGGGUCAGUUGAUGUUUCUCCGUUCCAUGGUUUUCUUUGUUUAUUGGCUGUCUGUGAGAAGACUAAUCUUGUAUACUGCAUACAUACUUUGAUAAUAAAUGUACUUUGAAUCUUU